CGUCAGGUUCUAAACCCACGGGUAAGCUUCAAACGCUGCACCCUGCAAACAUAACAAUUUUUAUUUUUUAUUUUUUGGAUAAUUUGCUAUCCACAAAAAAUCAAAAAUGUCAAUUCCAAUGACGCGACUGGGCGACAGAGCCUUCAGUCAUAGCGAAAACAAUGAUGUAGAGGCCGAAUACGACCGACUUAGGGACUUGGCUCGGCAAGAGGCACGGAAACGCGGCGACUGUUUCGAAAGGUCCCGCCAAGCGUACGAAAAUGGCGACGGCGCCGAAGCCAAGCGCCUCUCCAACGAGGGCAAGAAGCACGGCGCCAACAUGGAGCGCUACAAUAAGCAGGCCUCUGAGUACAUAUUCCGGGAGAACAACAACCCGGAGCGCGUGGCCGAGGACACCAUCGACCUGCACGGUCAGUUCGUCGAGGAGGCCGAGGACAUUCUUGAGGCCCGCAUUCGCGACGCCCAAGCCAGGGGCCAGAGGCACCUGCACGUAAUUGUCGGCAAGGGCAACCACAGCGCCGGUGGCGUGCAGAAAAUCAAGCCCCGCGUCGAGCAGGUGUGCCGCGAGCUGGGCCUCGACUAUGCCACCGAGGCCAACGACGGCCGCAUCUUUGUUGACCUGACCGGAGCCAAGGUCGGGGCGCCGCCGCCGCUGCCGCCACAGCCUGGUGGUGGGUACGGCGGCGGUGGUCACGGGCCCAGUCACGGUGGCCACCAACCUCACCACGAUUCUGGUUAUGGCCAGGCCCACCACGGGGGUGGCCAGUAUCAGCAGCACCCACCGCAGCAGCAACAGCAACAUCACCAGCAACAGCAGCAGCAACAGGACGACGAUAUCAUUGGUAUGUUACUCAAGAAGAUACCUUGCUGCAUUGUUAUGUAAUGGAUAUCCAUUGGAUAUAUGGGAUAGUGUCAGUCUAUUCAAAGGAGCUCUGCGUUGGGCCUAGAGCAGGAUGCAAAUAUGAUAUGAGAAACCGGGCAGACAAUCUGCUGCAUCAUGUUUCCAGGCAUGUUUGCAAUUUGUCUCUUCCGUAGAUCUGGUGGCACAUGCCAAAGCACCGAGGGUUGGAUAUAAUGUCGUAAUUCAAAGAGAAAGGAGAAUUGAUGACCGAUCUAUGGCUUGCUCUAUCCCAAUCGCCAAUACUCUCGACGGUGUACACUGUUGUGACAAGGCCCCCUGCGUGACCCUUUGCUGCUUUGUCCUCAUUCAUUUG
Molecule: messenger RNA, 1214 nt
Organism: Pyricularia oryzae 70-15
Lineage: Eukaryota; Fungi; Ascomycota; Sordariomycetes; Magnaporthales; Pyriculariaceae
Product: smr domain-containing protein
Exons: 3
Coding region: 107-883 (258 amino acids)
Source: RefSeq, a predicted model, not a curated record